This is a messenger RNA of Culex pipiens pallens (northern house mosquito), 1437 nucleotides long. RefSeq lists its product as uncharacterized. The record is from RefSeq and is a predicted model, not a curated record. Gene Ontology annotation, biological process: negative regulation of translation. Lineage: Eukaryota; Metazoa; Arthropoda; Insecta; Diptera; Culicidae. The transcript has a single exon. Gene Ontology annotation, molecular function: rRNA N-glycosylase activity. Bases 15 to 1385 code for a protein of 456 amino acids.
ACCACAGCAUAGCAAUGCAGUUCCUCCGUGCCAAGCGUGCCACAAACAGAAACACAGAAACGGAAGAAACGGGCGACAUCGAUGAGUUCAGGAUAAAUUCUUCAAAGUACCUAACUUUCAUCGAAAAACUCCGAGCGAAACUGACCCAGCCGAGCGUAAAGUACGGUUCAAUUCGGUUGACCAAAUCGGACAACGGAAUCACCAAGGUCAUCCUGAAGAGUGGAUCUACGCAGGUACCGUUCAUCUUUCGAAACAGUGACCUGUACAUCGUUGGAUUCGUGCUGGGAUCGGGACCAACGGCGGUGUUCUGGACUGAUCAUGCUGUGUUCGAAACCUUAUCGUCCCAGCUCACUGGUAAUAAAUUACCAACUCGCCACGAGUGGCGAACAGUUUUGGGGGAUGUGACGGUUAAAACGCUGUCAAUAACGCUCGUUUACGACGAUAUCAACAAAUACAACAAUUGGAAUGUUCCGAUCAACAAGAUGGGAAAAUCGCUGGAGCAGCUUGCCAUGAUAGGAGAUGGCAGCGGAAAAGUUGCAAUCGUCGAAAAAAACAUUAUGCCUUUUGUGGUAGCUUUUUCCGAAGCAAUCCGUUUUAAGGUAAUCUGUAAAGCAGUGCAAGAUGUCUUCACCAAGGAUGGCGGAACUUUUAACAUGAAAUCAAAUGCUUUAAAUCCGGCUGGUGCCGGUGGUCCAGAUCAGCGAAGAAAAACCGCCUACGACUACGAAUGGCUCGUACAACACUGGGGUCAGAUUUCAGACAGGGUGAAGCCAUGCUACGACGGCAAGGUGACAUCUCCGUUCAACUUCCAUGGUGAAGAGCUUUGGUUAGGUAAGGAGCAGCUUGGCCAGUUGUUGAGCGUUGCCAUGGCGAGCUCCUUCACGUCUCGUACCAAACGGGGUGCCCCGAACUGGCUGAACAUUCCACUGGAAAAGCAAGCCGGUGCCAUGCCCAACCUACUGGAAUCGUCAUCCACUUCGGCCAACCAACCAGCGGUCGCUAACCGCUUCGAACUGGCCGGAGCCCUGCAGCUGAUCUCCUUCGGCAUUCUGUACCUUUCGGGUCAGAAGCUGAAGACGACGGAGUACGAGAGCGCCUUGGCCCCCCGGGAAGCGCAAGCCAUUGCGGCCGAUCUGGCGGCGAAGAUCAACUGUGUUGCCAAGGUAGAUUCUGGCUUUGACGAGGACAUGCGAAUGCAGCGUGAGCUGUACGCGGGACUGAUGGGGGAAGCGGAUAUGGAACAGGUGAUGCUCGGUAUGGUUGAGAGAAAGAUGCAGCAGAUCGAUGUUGAGGAAGCUGUAGGGAAGAUUAAUUUUGAACUGGCGAAGGAAUAUAAGGCUGAGAUUGCUGAAGGUGCUGAUUUUUCUGGACAAUCUUGUUUUUAGUGUUUGUUGCAUAUUUUGUAUUUUUCUUCAUGUUAAUUUGAACAAUAAAUAA